Molecule: messenger RNA, 2495 nt
Organism: Acyrthosiphon pisum (pea aphid)
Lineage: Eukaryota; Metazoa; Arthropoda; Insecta; Hemiptera; Aphididae
Gene: mal
Product: molybdenum cofactor sulfurase
Exons: 13
Coding region: 16-2373 (785 amino acids)
Biological process (GO): Mo-molybdopterin cofactor biosynthetic process
Molecular function (GO): molybdenum ion binding; pyridoxal phosphate binding; molybdenum cofactor sulfurtransferase activity
Source: RefSeq, a predicted model, not a curated record
AUUAUAUCUAAAAUAAUGUUUCCAAAAGUCGAUGAAUCGGAGCUAAUAAAGAACGAGUUUAGCAGAUUGAAAGGAAUUUGCUAUCUGGACCAUGUGGGUUCGGCGCUGUAUGCUGACAGUCAAAUAAACAACGUGAUGAAAGAUCUGAAAAUGCACUUGUACGGAAAUCCUCAUUCAACCGGUGAUCCGUCGGCAACUUGCGAAAAACGCAUAAAUAGUGUUCGAUUUAAAAUCCUCGAACACUUCAACACUGGACUCGAAAAGUACAGCGUGAUAUUCACGUCGGGUGCCACUGAAGCGUUGAAGACCGUAGCCGAAUGUUUCGCGUGGGACGACGAAGACGGCGACCGACCAGAGGACGCUGUAGAUUCAGUUUGCCGGUCGCGGGGCAGCACCUUCGCAUACACUGAAGACAAUCACACUUCAGUGUUGGGCAUGCGAGAGUUGGCUCCGAUGGCGAAUCUGCUGUGUCUGACUCGCAACGAAGCUCACGAGGCUUUGGACAAGAUGCCGUCUUCGUCUGCGGAAAAAAAUCGUUCGGUGGGCUCCAGAAACUCACUGUUCGUCUUUCCCGCCCAGUCCAACUUUGCUGGUACGAAAUAUCCUUUGGAAUGGAUCGAAACAUGCCAGGAAGGCGCGCUUGACCAAUACACUGGCAAUCGUGUCAAGUCCAGAUGGUUUACUGUUCUGGACGCCUCGUCUUACGUGCCCACUAACCAUCUGGACUUGGAAAAAUAUUCGCCAGAUUUUGUCACUGUUUCGUUUUACAAAAUGUUCGGUUAUCCAACCGGUCUAGGAGCGCUGUUGGUCCGUAAUAAAACAGCCGCGGCGGUACUACGUCGGAAAAAAUAUUUUGGCGGCGGCACCGUUGAAGUUGUCCUUGCACGUAAUCGCCAUCACGUGUUAAAAAAAAAUCUUCAUGAAAAGUUCGAAGACGGCACGGUGGACUUCUUGUCGGCGAUCGCGGUCGGCCACGGACUGGACACUCUGCGCGCGCUGGCCGGCCCGAUGCGGGAGGUGGCCGGGCGGACGUUCAGACUGGCCGCGUACCUGUACGGCCGGAUGUCUGGGGUGCGGCACGGAAAUGGACUUCCGGUGUUCCGGACGUACGCGGACACGGAGUACCGGUGCGAAAGCACGCAGGGCGGCGUCGUGAACUUCAACGUGCUGAGGGCCAACGGCGAUUACGUCGGCUACAACGAGGUAAAAUACGUAGCCAGUAAUUACGGCAUAGUACUCCGAGUGGGUUGUUUUUGCAACCCCGGGGCGUGUCAGACGCAUUUGGGUCAUACAGACGAGGAGCUGAGACGAAACCAAGAGGUGAUAGGUCACAUUUGCGGCGAUCACAUUGAUAUUAUUAACGGACGGCCGACAGGAUCAGUUCGGGUUUCAUUUGGCUACCAGUCCAGCGAAUCAGACGCUAAUAGACUUUACGAUACGCUUAUCGAACAAUUUUGGCAGAAAAAUCCGGUCAAACCCGUGGACCGGCAACAGAAUUCAGUCGACGAGUACAAUAGAAUGGAUUUGCACGUGUCAAGGCUUUUCGUUUUCCCGAUCAAGUCAUGCGGAGCUUAUGAAACGGAUGAAUGGCAAUUGGAAACGUACGGGUUUCAAUACGACCGAAACUGGGCGGUGGUCAGUACGUCGGGAGUGUGCAUGACGCAAAUGGAAGAUCCGAAACUCUGUCUUGUCAAGCCUUAUAUAGAUUUGCAAAAAGGAACCAUGACCCUCGUUUACGCCGAAAACGAAGAUGAAGUUCCGAUGGUAGUUCCACUGGACACAAAACCCAGUGACACCAUUAGAAUGGGAAAAAUAUGUUGGGGUGGACAUUUGGAAGGAAUGGACUGUGGCGACGAAGUGGCCGAAUGGCUCAGUUGGAACCUCGAUCGGCCUGGAUUAAGACUCGUUAGGUGCACUAGCCGCACUAUAGCACCUAAGAGCUAUGAUAGUAUAGAUCCAAGGGUAAUUGGUUCCAAUCAAUGUCAGUAUCUAUUGUCCACACAAUCAACGAUCAAGUGGUUACAGCAAGAAAUGGAAAACGAGAUAGCGGAAAUAGAUGAAGAUAAUUUGUUAUAUCGAUUCCGAGGUAACUUCUUGAUUUCUGGCGACAGUCUACCACCCUUUGGCGAAUUAACUUGGCAGGAGUUGGACAUCGGAGGUGUCAAAUUUGAAUUCGUUGAGGGUUGCGAAAGGUGCAAAAUGGUGAAUAUCGAUCAGGAUACAUCGGAGAGCAUUUAUAAGCCACUGUCCAUAUUGGGCCAACACAAGUGGGAAGGCAAACUCAUUUUUGGAAUCUAUAUGCAACGCGAAGAUACUCAAAAAUGUAAAAUACGAGUGGGCCAAAAAUGCACUGUCACCAAGAAAAGAAAUUGAUUUUUUAGGAUAAAAAUAUAAUAUGAUGUAAUUUUCGUUUGAACUUUAAAUGAACAAAAUUAUAAUACGACAAACUUGUAUGUCAUAAAAAAGCAAUAUAAAAGCAUUUUUUUUUUUUUAAA